AUGCCACCUACUGAUUCGGACACUGAAAUGAACGACGUCUUUUCUGGCCCUCCAAUUGAGCCUCAUGAUUUGAGUCAACUACAAUAUCAUAUCACCUUACGCGACUUUGGUGAAAAGGUACAAAGAGCUGCUAAUGCGGCCUACCCCAAUGAUCAAAAGAUCAAAUAUGCCCGAGUCUAUGCCCUUCUCAUAUUAUGGGAGGACGAAGACCCGCAAUUACCUGUUUCGCUAGAAGUACACGAAUUAGGCGUUGUUUUAGCUUCCAUCUACAAUUACGAUGUCCAGAUAUAUCGUAUCCCUAGCGGCGGAAGCCACAAAAAGUUGAAUCAAAAGAUUUUGGACUUUGUGGAACUAGGUGAAGAUAGCAAGGAAGACUUGAAGAUUGUUUAUUAUGGCGGUCAUGGCAUGCUAGCUCAAAAUCGGCAGCCUUGUUGGGCGAGUCGUUCUAAUCCCCGAGACCCUAGUUUCGGCAUGGUAAAAUGGGGCGGGAUUCAAAAUUCCUUGGAAGAAGCACAAUCCGACGUUCUACUAUUACUUGACUGUUGCUCUUCGGGCACUGCUAACACAGGAGAUGGAUGUGGGACUACAGAGCUCAUCGCUGCUUGUGGUUUCAAUGAUGUUGCAAAUGGCGUUGGACGCCAUUCAUUCACCCAUGCCUUGACAAUAGAAUUACGUCUGUUGAGCGCAUAUCCGAAGUUUACUGCAGCGGUCCUGUACAAUAGAAUACUAUGUCGACUACAAAACUGGAUGCCUGAAGGUAGAGAAUUGCAGAAAGCUCCACUGCAUGUUGUUCUUACUCAAAAUCAAGCUUUACCAUCCAGCAUACAGCUUUCAGUAAACCCAAAGCUAAAGCGGAAGCCAAUAUCACUCCAAAAUCCUUUCCAAUUUCUGGAGCCAAUAUCACUCCGAAGUCCUUUCCAAUCACUGGGUUCGCAAAGUCCCGAUUCAUCCGAGAGCAAUGAAAGGACAGAUUCUGAACAAGGUUCUGGUUCAUCACCUAUGUCAAGCCUGCACUCUGCCGAUGAUCAAUUUCCGAGGAUCUUACUGAGUGUGAGACUGAAGGAGGAUCUGACUCCAGAAUUAUCUGCCGAUCUCUUCGCUGAAUGGCUUCGCAUGAUGCCUGUUGUUGCCAACUCUGUUACUAUCGAAGCUGGAUUCAGCAGCUUUUCAACAUUAAUAUUGGUGUCUAUGCCAACACCAAUGUGGGUUUGCCUUGGAAAGAAUCCGGCCUUCAAUCUUGUAGGUAUCAUCAAGAAAAAGCCAAACAUAAGAAUAGUUUCUGCAUCAACUUGUUCACCGCUAGAAGUUGCUGAAAGCGAUAAUUAUCAGUCAUUGAAGACGAAACAGCAACCGCCGGCCCGUAUGAGUGAUGAAUCACCUCCUUCAGCCUAUACAACCAUGAGCUCAAUGCAAACACCAUUCCCUUAUGUCUCUGGCUUCGAUAAAAUUUCUCCCUACCCUUCUAGUUCGUCAUAUCAUUAUUCAACCACGGCUGCUAAAACCUACACUCCUAGCCAAGCUCCUCCAACAAGUUUAUCGAGAACUGAAAGUGCAAGAUACCGGAAAGAGGACGGAUCUGAACGGAAAUUUGCGUCUGAAAUUGUUAAUAAACCGAUCGACAAAUCCAGAAAAAAUGAUCAGCUCACAAAGAUGGAUGAUUGGGUUGCGGAAUCUCAUAAAUUAUCUGUCAAGAGUACAGGUACCCUCGCGGAUAGGGUUUCAAAUAAGAAUGAUAAAACUCGAGGAUCUGGAUGGCUAAACCUGCAAACAAACCGGGCAGCUAUGCCUACAGCUCCUCUUACUGGACGUUCCGUCAAUAAUAUCGCCCCCAUUCCUCGAUUUGCUUGCCACUUCAUUGGUUGUGGUAGGUCUUUUGUAAGCCAAGAUAACCGUGAUCGUCACAUGAAGAGACAUGGGGCUCCACUUGAAAGUGUGCUGGAACCAUUAGCAAUGUCCGAGACCAAAGAAGUGCUUAUGAAGUAUCUUCACAUAGAUUCUGAAACAUAUGCACUAAUGGAGAAAGAAACGGAUGUCAUUUAUCGAUGGCUAAUCUCUGACACAACUCACCUAAUCAAUGGCGAAACCGAAUCGCCUUACAAUGUAUGGAAUUUCACAGAACAAUCAUGGGACGGAGCCAUGCGAUUAUUAGAUAGAAUUGGCACUGGUAAAACGUCUUCUUAUUGGAACCUUGCUCGUCCAACUGCAGAAUGUCCCAACUGGAUCGCACAAUGGUUUCUUUCCCGCAGAUCCUUGAAUAGAAAGCAAAAGAACAGGAACGUGGGCGGUACAAAUAAUGCCCUCUGGCCUAGUGUUUCCUCACAAUACUCUCGCUCGCAAUCCUCACUAUAUUCGACCGGUACAGAUAACCAAGGCUCGUAUCCCUCAACAUAUACGACCGUUACGAAUUACUAUCACCCGUAUCCAGAGACAGAUGAGACCGGUACGAGUAACCAAGGCUCGUACCCCUGGUUAUAUGAGACCGGUACGAAUAAUGAUUACAGGGAGGGUACGAAUCAGGAUUAUGAGGCCAAUACGAAUCAGGAUUAUAUGGGCAGUAGAAAAAGCAGGCUUAACCCGAAUUACCAUUAG
Molecule: messenger RNA, 2589 nt
Organism: Botrytis fragariae
Lineage: Eukaryota; Fungi; Ascomycota; Leotiomycetes; Helotiales; Sclerotiniaceae
Product: putative glucose-methanol-choline oxidoreductase protein
Exons: 5
Coding region: 1-2589 (862 amino acids)
Source: RefSeq, a predicted model, not a curated record